Messenger RNA from Chironomus riparius, 2591 nucleotides. NCBI's taxonomy places the organism in Eukaryota, Metazoa, Arthropoda, Insecta, Diptera, Chironomidae. The record is from the annotation of a GenBank genome assembly.
AUUAUAUUCACCACGAAAACAAAAACUUUUCUCUGCAUUUUACUAGCUUUAAAAUUUGCUUAAUAAUAGUGAAAUAAAAUGUCUAGACAAAAGGUUCAAUAUGGAACAGGCAGUGAUUAUAGUGAAGGUUUGAUGGGCGAAAUUCAAAGGCUUAUAGCACCUCCUAGUGAAGAAUAUAAGAAAAAGCCAGUAAAUCCGUUCAAACGAGCAGGAAGAGGUAAUCACGAUACUUGCGAUAGUUGUUCUGAAGCAGGAAAUUUAAUUUGUUGUGAUUAUUGUUCUGCAAGUUUUCAUCUAAAUUGUCAUGAUCCACCUUUAAGUGAGGAAGACAUCUGUAAAAGAGAUUUAUGGCUAUGCCAUACGUGUACUAUGAAAGAAAAAUAUGCUAAACAAAAUGAGGAAAAACAAAAAGAAAAGGAAAAACUUGAUUCCGAAAUGGAAAUGAAAAUAACUGAUAAACAUGCGACAACUGAGACAGUAAUUGAAGGAGAUAUGCAAAUAGUAAGUGAAAUUAAAACAGAGGAAGUAAUAAUUGAAGAGAAAGAAAACUCUCCAGUUACAGAUGAUGAUAAGGAAUUAUCUCCAUUUGAGGAAUUAAUAAGAGUUGCAAGUCUGUUAAAUCCUCGACAGUUUGAAUUACCAGUAGAAAUGACACAACAGUUUCCAUUUCCUGGCUCCGAACGAGCAGAUCAUAUGAAAAAUGGAAGACGAGUUAAAACAAAGCGUUUAGUCGAAUUAGACAGCAAUGGCUGUGUUCCACUUCCAGCAAAACUCUGUUUUACAUGCAACAAGUCAUGCAAAAAAGCUCCACUUAUCUCAUGCGACUAUUGUUCGUUAUAUUUUCACCAAGACUGUCUGGAUCCACCGAUGUGUGCACUUCCUAGUGGUAGAUGGAUGUGUCCUGCUCAUCCACAACAGUUUAUUGAUUGGAAUUUAGUUGAAACACUCUCUGCUAGCGAGAGAAUGAAACUAUGGGAUAGAUAUUCAAAAAAUCCAGUCGAUCAUGAAGUCAUUAAACUUCAGUUUUUCCGUAAAGUUCAUAUGAAGAACCCUCCAUUUCGAAUAAAAUUAAAGCCCAAACGUGCAGACGAGAUUGAAAUACCAGAAAUUGUUAAGUAUCAGUAUGAAAAUCCACCAGAUCUUUUACCAUCUAUGCGUCAAGUAAUGCGUAUUGAGAAUGUAAAGAAACGUGGAACAGUCCAAGUUGAUUUCCAAAAAACCCAACUUGCAGAAAUCGACGAGCAAUUGGAUGCAAUGGAAACAGCACGUAAAAAACUGAAAACAAUUUUCAGUGAUCAAGAAGAUAUUCAUAAAAUAUUGGAAAGUUCCGAAAAUGAGGAUGAAGAUGAUGUUGAAAAAUCUCCAUCAAAAAGUCCACCCCCAAAAAAAGGCCGAAAAAAUAAAAGCGAUGUAGAAGGAAAUAACUCAAGUAUUACAGAUGUAAUAGAGCAAUCAGAUAAUCUCAAUGAUAGAGAAAAUAAAAAAGAUACAGACGUUGAAAUUAAAAUCGAAACUGAUGAGACUAUCGACAGUACAAAGGACACGAAAAAGGAAUCGAUUCUAACUCCACUUGAAUUACAAGCAAUAAAUGAACAAUUAAGUAAUUUAGAUAUGGAUACAAUUAAACUUUUAGCAUUCCAAAGAUUGCAGCAAAUUGUUAAUGAGAAUCCGAAUAAUAUACAAAAGUUCCAAAAUGACAAAGCAAUUGCAUCUCAAAGUAUCGCAGAAAUAGCAAAAUGGGAUGCACAUCGUUUUCCUAUACCAGUUCCAGUUGAUGAUAUAAAGAAAGAAAAUGAUGCUGAUAAUAAUCCUGUUACGAUACGAAUGCGCGAUCGACCUUUCCACAUAAGAAGCGACGAAGAAAAAUCUUCAUCUUUGGCUUUAUCUCUCGAAUAUCCUAUUCAUCGUUCAAAUGUUAAAUCGCGUGCGGUUAUAACUUAUGCUAAUGAUUAUCUUUCUGGUCGAAAAUGGUUUACGAUCAAGCCAAACUUAAAUCAGUCAGUUUUCAUGAGAUAUCGAUCUUUUGAAAUCGGAAUUGGAGCCAAUAAUCAUUUAGAUCUCUCACGAUUUGGUUCCUGUGCCUACGUCUCGCCAAAGCAUGCAGUUAUAUUUUUCGAUGAAAUUACCAAGCAAUAUGAACUUUUAAACUAUUCUGAAUUUGGAACUGACGUUAAUGGACAGAUAUUUUCAUGUGACUUUACAGAAUAUCCUGCAGACAUUUCAGAGUCUCCUUCAAGUCCGCUAAAAGAGAAAAGAGUUGCCAUACAGUCAAAGAUAAAGAAUAUGAUUGAUGCAAAGAAGAAAAUUCGAGAAGGAAUCGAUAAACCAGGUCAAGAUACUGACAUAGAUGUGAUAAUGGCAGCUGAAGACUCACCAUAUUGUGAAUGUAAAGGAAGAUACCCGAUGAUUCAAGCUUGGGAAGGUACAGCAUUAUUACAGCAUGGAUACCUCUUGAAGUUUGGAUGUUUAUCUUUUGUAUUUUCUAUAGUUGAAGAUAAGGUUGAGAUUGAACCUUAAUCUUUGUAAUAUUUUUUUUGUUCUUUCUAUAAUUAUCUUUAAUCCUAUGCAGAAAUAAAAUUAUUAAUUUUAAC